Paraphaeosphaeria sporulosa is the source of this 890-nucleotide messenger RNA. RefSeq lists its product as uncharacterized. NCBI's taxonomy places the organism in Eukaryota, Fungi, Ascomycota, Dothideomycetes, Pleosporales, Didymosphaeriaceae. The annotation marks the transcript as partial. The record is from RefSeq and is a predicted model, not a curated record. The transcript has a single exon.
UCGCCACGCCCGAUCCUGCUCCCAUGGUCGCUCUCCUGAAUUUUCACACUAUCGCCACCAUGGUCCUCGAGGCGUACACUGCGUACGAAGUCGGUGACUUGGAGGCCACGACGUUUGCCUCAUCUUCGUCGAACAAUAAGAAGAAUGACACCGAGGCUCUCGACGCUACCAAGGACGAGAUCUUCUUCGCAGUGAUGGACCGCUGGCGCGUUGGCCUUGCCGAAGAGACACUCAAGCCCUCGUACAAGCUUAUUCGCGGUGUUCAAGAGUUCUGUGACAUCGCCCUGGAUGUGAUAUACUACCUUGAGGAGUAUGGGUUCGUGGAUGGCCCGCAGAUGAUGCGGAAGGAGCGGGGUGACAAGGGCGUGAAGAAGAGCAAGGACAAGAAUGGCGGCAAGAAGGCGGGAGCGGGUAGCAGCAGUGAAGAAGAUGACGUGAGCGAGGGUUCGACUCCAAAGAAGAGGAGUAGGUCAUCGAAGGCGCAUAAUGACAGUCCGUUGAAGGGAAAGGGAAAGACGAAGGGAGAGGUGAAUGCAUUGCAGGCUAGGAAGAAGCCGAAGACGACGCCAAAACCAAAAGCCAGCACGAAGAAGCAGCCGAAAGUGAAGAAGGAGCCUACCGUUUCAGUUAUCUCGAGGAAGAAGUAGGAGGAUCUGGAAAGUGGGGACAGUGCAUGUGGUUAAGGAUCGUUAAGGAUCUCAUGGACGGUGCAUCUACUGUGAGUAGCUGUGGGCUGGUAGAGCGGGAUUUGUGGCAAACCGAGGGCGUACGUCUGCGUCCAUGGAUCACCCGUCUUGAUAAUGGUUCUUCAUUGCCCGAGAGGAAUAGUAGGGCCUCGCCAUUCCGGGACUUUGGUAGAAUGAUCUCCUCCACACACGGUUUGUGAUGCC